Messenger RNA from Chinchilla lanigera (long-tailed chinchilla), 1387 nucleotides. It is a transcript of the gene Slc39a1, whose product is annotated as solute carrier family 39 (zinc transporter), member 1. The transcript is spliced from 4 exons. Gene Ontology annotation, biological process: zinc ion transmembrane transport. The record is from RefSeq and is a predicted model, not a curated record. Gene Ontology annotation, molecular function: zinc ion transmembrane transporter activity. Gene Ontology annotation, cellular component: plasma membrane. Bases 146 to 1126 code for a protein of 326 amino acids. NCBI's taxonomy places the organism in Eukaryota, Metazoa, Chordata, Mammalia, Rodentia, Chinchillidae.
CGAUGGCUGGGGUACGCGACGGCCGCAGGGGAGCGGGUGCCAAGGGGAGGGGGCGGGAAUUCCCGACGCGGAGCCGGAAAAGAGCGGACACCAUGGAGCGAGCCCCAGGCGAGGUCUGAGAAUCCCUGGAGCUACCACAGCCACCAUGGGGCCCUGGGGAGAACCCGAGUUCCUGGUGUGGCGCCCAGAAGCGGUGGCUUCAGAGCCUCCAGUGCCCGUGGGGCUGGAGGUGAAGCUGGGGGCCCUGGUGCUGCUGCUGGUCCUCACCCUUCUCUGCAGCCUGGUGCCCAUCUGUGUGCUGCGGCGGCCUGGAGCUAAUCAUGACCCUGAAGGCUCCGCUUCCCGUCAGAAAUUCCUGAGCCUAGUAAGCUGCUUCGCUGGAGGUGUCUUUUUGGCCACCUGUCUUCUGGACCUGUUGCCCGACUACCUGGCUGCCAUAGAUGAGGCCCUGGCGGCCCUGCACGUGACUCUCCAGUUCCCCCUGCAAGAAUUCAUCCUGGCCAUGGGCUUCUUCUUGGUCCUGGUGAUGGAGCAGAUCACACUGGCUUACAAGGAGCAGUCCGGGCCGCCACGUCGGGAGGAGACAAGGGCCCUGCUGGGAACAGUGAAUGGAGGGCCGCAGCACUGGCAUGAUGGGCUGGGGGUCCCCCACGCAAGAGGAGCUCCAGUAGCCCCUUCAGCUCUGCGCGCCUGUGUACUGGUCUUCUCCCUGGCCCUGCACUCGGUGUUUGAGGGGCUGGCAGUGGGACUGCAGCGAGACCGGGCUCGGGCCAUGGAGCUGUGCCUGGCUUUGCUGCUGCACAAGGGUAUCCUGGCCGUCAGCCUGUCCCUGAGGUUGCUGCAGAGCCACCUCCGUGUGCAGGUGGUGGCUGGCUGUGGAAUCUUCUUCUCGUGCAUGACACCUCUGGGCAUUGGGCUGGGUGCUGCUCUGGCAGAGUCCGCUGGGCCUCUGCACCAGUUGGCCCAGUCUGUGCUGGAGGGCAUGGCAGCUGGCACCUUCCUUUAUAUCACUUUCCUGGAAAUCCUGCCCCAGGAGCUGGCCUCUUCUGAGCAGAGGAUCCUCAAGGUCAUUCUGCUCCUAGCAGGUUUUGCUGUGCUUACUGGCCUACUCUUCAUCCACAUUUAGGGCCCUUCAAUUUAGAGGGCAGGGGAGGUUGCCUGCCAGGUGCUUCUUGCCUUCCCUCUCUCAGUGUGUGGAGAACAGGGAAGAAUGAGGAAGGGAGGUAUGAAGACAAAGAGUUCUCUGGGAGAAAGGAAUGGAGCCUUUCAGAUGAUGUCUAAGGGAGAGAAGUGGGCAGAAAAGUGGCUGACCCCAGGCCCAAGCAAGGGGAGCUAGCCAAGUCACCGAAGGCUUGAUCAGGGCACAUUAGCAUUGAAGCAGAUCCUG